AUGCUUGACACCUUGAAGACAAGGUUCGCUAACACUCUCACGGCUGCAGAAAUCAUGAACCAGUUAACUGAACUAUUCGGGAUGGCAUCAAUUCAAGCUCGCUUUGAGGCGACUAAGAAUUUCAUCAACGCACGGAUGAAACCUCAUCAGAGCGUGCAUGAUCACCUUCUCCAGAUGACUAGUUACUUCCAGGAAGCUGAGAAUCAUGGAGCUGUUAUAGAUCAAACAACUCAAGUGAGCUUGAUCUUAAACAUUCUGACUCCAGCCUUUCUGCCCUUCACUUCAAACUAUGUCAUGAACAAGUUGGAGCUUGACUUUCACGAGCUAAUCAACAACCUUCAAACAUUUGAAAAUUUGAUUGAAGGACCACAUAAAGGAGGAUCUAAAGCUCCUAGUUCUAGCAAUGCUAAUGGGGCAGCUAAGGCUGAGCUCCAGCUGCUUGAACUUGGAUUGCUAUCCUAG
Messenger RNA from Cannabis sativa, 462 nucleotides. RefSeq lists its product as uncharacterized. Bases 1 to 462 code for a protein of 153 amino acids. NCBI's taxonomy places the organism in Eukaryota, Viridiplantae, Streptophyta, Magnoliopsida, Rosales, Cannabaceae. The transcript is spliced from 2 exons. The record is from RefSeq and is a predicted model, not a curated record.